CUCUUCGAGGCCUGCCGCAACGGCGACGUGGAGCGCGUGAAGCGGCUCGUGCGGCCCGAGAACGUCAACAGCCGCGACACGGCGGGCAGGAAGUCGAGCCCGCUGCACUUCGCCGCAGGUUUUGGUCGGAAGGAUGUAGUUGAAUAUUUGCUUCAAAGUGGUGCCAAUGUUCAUGCUCGAGAUGACGGAGGCCUUAUUCCUCUUCACAACGCUUGCUCUUUCGGUCAUGCUGAAGUUGUCAAUCUUCUCUUGAGGCAUGGUGCAGAUCCUAAUGCUCGGGAUAAUUGGAAUUACACUCCUCUUCAUGAAGCUGCUAUUAAGGGCAAGACAGAUGUCUGCAUUGUAUUGCUGCAGCAUGGUGCUGAGCCAACCAUCCGUAACACAGAUGGGAGAACAGCUUUGGAUUUAGCAGACCCGUCUGCAAAAGCAGUGUUGACUGGUGAAUACAAGAAAGAUGAACUCUUAGAAAGUGCCAGGAGUGGAAAUGAAGAAAAGAUGAUGUCUCUUCUUACACCCUUAAAUGUUAACUGCCAUGCAAGUGAUGGCAGAAAGUCGACUCCUUUACAUUUAGCAGCUGGGUAUAACCGUGUUAAAAUAGUGCAGCUCUUACUACAGCAUGGAGCUGAUGUGCAUGCUAAGGAUAAAGGAGAUUUGGUUCCACUUCAUAAUGCCUGUUCCUACGGUCAUUAUGAAGUAACAGAGCUUCUAGUAAAGCAUGGAGCAUGUGUGAAUGCAAUGGAUCUGUGGCAAUUCACCCCUCUGCAUGAAGCAGCUUCUAAGAACAGGGUGGAAGUAUGUUCUCUUUUGUUAAGUUAUGGUGCUGACCCAACACUCUUGAACUGUCACAACAAAAGCACCAUUGACUUGGCUCCAACGCCUCAAUUAAAAGAAAGAUUAGCAUAUGAAUUCAAAGGCCAUUCACUGCUACAGGCUGCAAGAGAAUCGGAUGUAGCUCGCAUAAAGAAACAUCUUUCUUUGGAGACAGUGAACUUCAAGCAUCCCCAGACACAUGAGACAGCUUUGCACUGUGCUGCUGCAUCCCCAUAUCCAAAGAGAAAGCAAGUGUGUGAAUUGCUGCUGAGAAAAGGAGCCAACAUCAAUGAAAAGACUAAAGACUUCUUGACUCCUCUGCAUGUAGCAUCAGAAAAAGCUCAUAAUGAUGUUGUUGAAGUAGUUGUGAAACAUGAAGCUAAGGUUAAUGCAUUGGACAAUCUUGGUCAGACCUCUCUUCAUAGAGCUGCACAUUGUGGUCAUCUUCAGACGUGCAGAUUGCUACUGAGUUCUGGAUGUGAUCCUUCCAUUGUGUCCCUGCAGGGCUUUACAGCCUCCCAAAUGGGGACAGAAAGUGUGCAACAGCUAUUGCAAGAAGGUAUCCCACUAGGUAAUUCAGAUGCAGAUCGCCAGUUGCUGGAGGCUGCGAAGGCUGGAGAUGUGGAUACUGUAAAAAAGCUAUGUACAGUUCAAAGCGUGAACUGCAGAGAUAUUGAAGGACGUCAGUCUACACCGCUUCACUUUGCAGCUGGCUACAAUAGAGUAUCAGUUGUUGAAUAUCUUCUUCAACAUGGAGCUGAUGUGCAUGCAAAAGAUAAGGGAGGACUUGUCCCUUUACAUAAUGCUUGCUCUUAUGGUCACUAUGAAGUUGCAGAACUUCUCGUUAAACAUGGCGCAGUUGUAAAUGUAGCUGAUUUGUGGAAAUUCACUCCCUUACAUGAAGCUGCAGCAAAAGGAAAAUAUGAGAUAUGCAAACUCCUAUUACAGCAUGGAGCUGACCCCACAAAGAAAAACAGAGAUGGAAAUACUCCUCUGGACCUUGUUAAAGAUGGUGAUACUGAUAUUCAAGACCUGCUUAGAGGAGAUGCAGCUCUACUGGAUGCUGCUAAGAAAGGUUGUUUGGCCCGAGUAAAAAAGCUGUGUUCACCUGACAACGUUAAUUGUCGGGACACACAAGGACGACAUUCCACACCACUACACUUAGCAGCUGGUUACAACAAUUUGGAGGUUGCUGAGUACCUUUUACAGCAUGGUGCAGAUGUGAAUGCGCAGGAUAAAGGAGGUUUGAUUCCUCUGCAUAAUGCUGCAUCUUAUGGGCAUGUGGAUGUGGCAGCUUUACUCAUAAAGUAUAAUGCAUGUGUGAAUGCUACAGACAAAUGGGCUUUCACACCUUUACAUGAAGCAGCCCAGAAAGGAAGAACACAACUUUGUGCCUUGUUGCUGGCACAUGGGGCUGAUCCCACUCUGAAAAACCAGGAAGGACAAACACCCUUAGACCUGGUCACUGCAGAUGAUGUCAGCGCUUUAUUGACAGCAGCAAUGCCUCCUUCUGCAUUACCAUCAUGCUACAAACCUCAGGUUAUAAAUGUGUCACAGACUGCAGGAUCUGCAGCUGAUUCCCUGUCUUCUGUUCCAUCCAGUCCAUCCAGUCUGUCUGCUGCAAGCAGCCUUGACAACUUAUCUGGUAGUUUCUCUGAACUUCCUUCUGUCGUUGGUACAAAUGGUGCAGAGGGAGCUGCAGUUUUGGAGAAGAAAGAAGUUUCAGGUAUAGAUUUUAGCAUAAAUCAGUUUGUGCGGAACCUUGGCCUUGAACAUCUGAUUGACAUAUUUGAGAGAGAACAGAUAACGCUGGAUGUUUUGGUUGAAAUGGGACACAAAGAAUUGAAGGAAAUUGGAAUUAAUGCCUAUGGCCAUCGACAUAAAAUAAUUAAAGGAGUUGAAAGAUUGAUUUCUGGGCAGCAAGGACUUAACCCAUACCUGACUCUGAAUACUUCUGGCAGUGGAACUAUACUCAUAGACCUUUCCUCUGAAGAUAAGGAAUUUCAGUCAGUGGAAGAGGAGAUGCAGAGUACCGUCCGAGAGCACAGGGACGGGGGACAUGCUGGAGGCGUCUUCAACAGAUACAACAUUUUAAAGAUUCAGAAAGUGUGCAACAAAAAACUUUGGGAAAGAUACACUCACAGGAGGAAAGAGGUCUCUGAAGAGAAUCAUAACCAUGCUAAUGAAAGGAUGCUGUUUCAUGGCUCCCCCUUUGUGAAUGCGAUUAUUCACAAAGGCUUUGAUGAAAGACAUGCCUAUAUAGGUGGCAUGUUUGGAGCUGGGAUUUAUUUUGCAGAAAAUUCUUCCAAAAGCAAUCAGUAUGUUUAUGGAAUUGGAGGUGGCACUGGAUGUCCCAUUCACAAGGAUAGAUCUUGUUAUGUUUGCCACAGGCAAUUGCUGUUUUGUCGUGUAACCCUGGGCAAGUCUUUCCUGCAGUUCAGUGCUAUGAAAAUGGCUCAUUCUCCCCCAGGACAUCACUCCGUUACUGGGCGACCCAGUGUAAAUGGACUGGCAUUGGCAGAAUAUGUCAUUUAUAGAGGGGAACAGGCUUAUCCAGAAUACUUGAUUACUUACCAGAUUAUGAAACCUGAAGCCACCACUGAAGCUUAAGGCAAAUACUUUUGAGAGGCCCUCAGAGAUGGGAUGUGAGGAUAGCCGUGGCCGGCCGACAUCCUGUUGAUUUAUACUGCGUUGUUACAAAUUCAUCUGCAGGUGGUGUGGUAGCAAAUGUGAACAAAAUCUAACAUUUUUGACUUGAUAAAGCUUUAAUAAUGUACAGUAUGUUUUUCUAAAGUUUCAGAAAUGUCCUCUUUUUCAGCACUUUAACAGAUACCAUUCCAGGCAUAAACUGGGCUUUGGCUUACUAAAUUAUAAACAAAAAUUAACUUGAACAAUGGUUUUAUACAAUACUACAUGAAAUUUAGCAGAAAUUGUAAUGCUCUAUACAGGAACUCAUUUUACUAAUACUGUGUUCUUUAAAAACACUGCAUUUACACUGAAAACUAUUUCAUUUGUAAAACUGUAAAUAAGAGCUUUUGUACUAGCCUGGUAUUUAUUUACAUUGCUUUGUAAUAUAAGUGUUUUAGAAUUGCAAUCUUGUACAAAGUGUUUUUUCCAAAUGUUGUUUUGUUCAUCUGUGUUUCCUCUUGCACAAUAGAUUGGAAAAGCCAAUUUUUUUCAGGGUUUAUCAUUAAUUUGGAAGGGAGACAAAUUUUAUCUGAAGAGAUCUAGAAGUAUCCAGCAUUAGAAUAGUUACGCAUAUUUUUGUUCUGUAUUUUUAUUUAUGAAAUACACAUUCCUGAGAAUGAUGGGCUUUGGAAGUAUAAUGUUCCAGAUGAAUGCUAAAGUGUUUUUUCUCACCUACUUCCUAUAGUUUCUUUUCUUUUCCUUUACAAUGUCUUUUAAAGUUUGUAUUUAACUAUGGCUACAGUUACCUUGUACCUUCAAGGCUACUUGACCUUGCAAGUUAUAGUUUUAGUAAAUUAUUUUCUUUGAAUGUAGUUGGAAAGUUAACCUCAGCGAGGUCUUUCUAGGUAAAUUCCACUUGCUUACAUUUAAGCCAGGAAAUCUAACAGUUUAUUCCUAAUAUGAGGGUAAACAACUUCAUCCUUUUUCUUUUUUUCUCUUUUUUUUUUUUUUGUAUGAUUAUUUUUGUAAAUUAAUCUACUUGUGGUGCCCUCAGGAUAUGAAUAUUAUCAGGUGGACAUUUUAAAACCAUUCUGUCAUCUUCUGUUUUCCUUGUGUGUUGCUGUUGGAGCUCCAGCUGCAGCCCCUUUGUAGGAGCGUGUUUCUCUGCAGUGCUUUUGGCUGGGGGAACCAGCUGGGGUGGCAGGCGCUGGUCCCCUGCGUUUAGGCAGCUGGGCGAGGGUGCCAAGCAGAAAGAGCAGCUGGAUACAGUAACCUAGGCAAGACCCCUUGGUAGGGAAAGAGUCCAGGCGGUGUAAUCCCCUCUCAGGAGGUUCUCGUUGUUCUGAUCAGUUCAGUAAGCCAAAUCUUACCUCUCUUGUGCGUUGUUCUUCUGUCCCAUCUGCGUUUUUUGCCUACAUAUUUCAAAAAUAUGUAAAUAAGAUACAAAUUAUAGUUCAUUUGGGUUUAAUCUUAAAGUGGUUAGGAGCAUAUUUUAGUUGCUUGGUAUUUCUACAUAUAGGUUACUGUCCCAGAAGACAAUUUGUUUGCAGGGCAUGUUAUCAUACCAUGGUUUAAAUGUAGUGGUCAAGAUAAUGAAGUUGUCUUGCUGAUGUGAUGGUUAUGUGAUUAUGCUCUAUGUAAAAAUGUAUUGAACCUCACUCAGUUAUGUGGGGACUCUGAAUAAUAAGAUUGCAUAACUUAACUCUUGCAAGUUAUAAUAUUGGAUCUGAAUAAAAGAGGCUUUGAUAUUCUUUUUUUAUUUUUUAUUUUUUUUAGGUACUUUCUCCCAGCAUGUUGCCUCUUCCUUAGGUAUAGUAAUGCUGGAAUUGGUGUUCAUGCAGAAUUUGUUAAGUAUGCUCAGAACACUUUAGUUAUAGCUAAAAUGCUUCAUUCUCUAUGAACGAUCACUUUGUCUUGUAAAAUAUUGUGGUAUGAUAUCAUUUAAGUGGUACCACAAUGUUGGGUUUGUCUGUUUGGGGAUUUUUUGAGUUGUGUUUUUUUGCAUGACAUACCUUGCACUCUGAAGAUGGAAGCUGUAAUGGUUUGAUAAUAUUGACUAUUGAGGUGAACCUUUAAUCUUUUGUGCAAUUAGUUCUGCUUUACUCAUCUUGAAGUGUCUUACAUGUACUGUAUAACAUUCCAUAUCCAUUUAACACUAAAUAAAUUUAAUUCACUGG
Molecule: messenger RNA, 5615 nt
Organism: Nothoprocta perdicaria
Lineage: Eukaryota; Metazoa; Chordata; Aves; Tinamiformes; Tinamidae
Gene: TNKS2
Product: tankyrase 2
Exons: 27
Cellular component (GO): nucleus; cytoplasm
Molecular function (GO): NAD+ poly-ADP-ribosyltransferase activity; protein binding
Source: RefSeq, a predicted model, not a curated record